UGGGGCGGCAGAGGCGCAUGCCCAGGUGGGCUGGCCGAGUCUGGAUCCUGGCAGCCGGAGGACGCAGGACGGGGGGCAGGCAGCGCUCCGGGAGGAAGCAGAGCCCAGCACAGGGAGCCGUGUCCGAGCAGAACAGCCACCAGGGCUGGACAGAAGCAGGGCUCACGUUGGGCAGACUUGAGUCUGGGCAGCAGCUGGCCGGAUUGGGGCUGCGGCUCCCCUGGCCAUCCAGAGUGCCAGCAGGUUGGAGCUGAGGCUCAGGACCUCACGUGUGGAACAGAGGUGCCGGGGACAGCCGUGCAGGGAGACUCCAAAGGAUUGUAAAAGGGAUGAAUGCUUGAUUUGUAAAGUUGCUUGUCGUACAGUUCUACUUUCAAAACAUACGGACCCCAACAUCCAGGCGCUCUUCAUGGGCGUAGAUAGCCUGUGCAUGAAGUACGCCAAGGAGACCUCCCAGAUCUCAGAAUUUCAAGAAAAGCACAGAAGGAGACUGUUAGCCUUCUAUGGAGAAAAGUCACUCGAUUGUGUUCAGAUUUCUCAGUUGGAGGAGUCCCUCAGGAAGUCGACGCUGCGGGUGGAGCAGCUGCAGAGGGUGAGGUCGUCACAGCAAACAGCUUUCAGCACAGGAAACACUACAGCUUCAACGCCCUCAGCAAAGCCGAGCGGACCUCCUGUGUUCCAGCCCCGCGGCUCGUCAGCCUCUGAGAGGUCUGCACCCUCAGCCCCCGCCCCCAGCGCAGGCACUGGGCACAGGGUAGAGUCCAUGGAAGCUGACCUCAUGCCCUCUCCGAGGAGAAAGCAAACAGGGACAGUCUCUGCUCCUGAGCCAGUCUGGAGCGUCAGCGGUUGUUUUCUCUUUACGAGGCAGCCUGAGGUCGCCACUGGCCCCCCGAGGAUCUCCCUGCUCAGCCCACCUCGGGACGGACGCAUGGGCAGCAUCGCCCACCGCCCUCAGCACCUUGGCCUGACGCCCCGAUGCUCCAGCGAGCCCCAGUCUCCCAGGAUCCCGGUCCUGCAGAUGCCCUGUGAGUGGCCAAGGCAGAGCCUGGUGCCUGCGGCGAGCAGAGGGGCAGCACCCAGGCAGCCCAUCAGCAUCUCAGGGCUGAUGCAGAGGCAGCGUCCAGGACCUGCAGGCCUCAGGGGGCUUGCACAUGAGUGCCAGCAGGCUCACCCUAGUCUGGGUGUCCGUGCCGCCAGCCUGCCUCUUCCUGACAGAGCGACUCGGCCACGAGAGUGAAUAAAUGGCCUUCGGGCUCUCUGGGGCA
Messenger RNA from Bubalus bubalis (water buffalo), 1265 nucleotides. It is a transcript of the gene RNF212, whose product is annotated as ring finger protein 212. The record is from RefSeq and is a predicted model, not a curated record. NCBI's taxonomy places the organism in Eukaryota, Metazoa, Chordata, Mammalia, Artiodactyla, Bovidae. Gene Ontology annotation, biological process: reciprocal meiotic recombination; protein sumoylation; homologous chromosome pairing at meiosis. Gene Ontology annotation, molecular function: SUMO transferase activity. The coding region runs from base 410 to 1237 and encodes 275 amino acids. The transcript is spliced from 12 exons. Gene Ontology annotation, cellular component: synaptonemal complex.